This is a messenger RNA of Melanotaenia boesemani (Boeseman's rainbowfish), 3534 nucleotides long. RefSeq lists its product as uncharacterized. Bases 1 to 3534 code for a protein of 1177 amino acids. The record is from RefSeq and is a predicted model, not a curated record. Gene Ontology annotation, biological process: DNA integration. Gene Ontology annotation, molecular function: nucleic acid binding. NCBI's taxonomy places the organism in Eukaryota, Metazoa, Chordata, Actinopteri, Atheriniformes, Melanotaeniidae. The transcript is spliced from 4 exons.
AUGGCAACCAUAGGCACUCUAGUGGCAUUCGAUGCUAAAACCCAGAGUUGGGAAGAAUACUGCGAAAUCAUGGAGCAGUUUUUUGAGGCUAAUGGAAUUGAUGAUGGAGACAAGCAAAGAGCUAUUCUCUUAAGUGUUGUCGGUGCCGCAACUUACAGUCUGAUUCGGAACCUCCUCAGCCCAGAGAAACCAAAAGAAAAAACUUACCAACAACUGGUGACGCUGUUGAAAAAUCAUUUCGACCCAAAGCCCAGUGAGAUUGUCCAGAGAUACAAAUUUGAUUCUCGUAGCCGCAAGCCAGAUGAGUCAGUAAUGGACUACGUAGCCGAGUUGCCAGUAGCAGCGGAGACGGUGAGCAGGAAUGCCCAGGAUCUGCAAAAUCCGAGCGCAACGGUGAAGUGUUUCAAGUUAACCAAUGACCCGCACAAGAGUGGUGCAUUCAAGGGCGGUACGAAAGAAAAAGCCAAGACCCCCAGGAUCAGGCCUGUUAGGAUAAAGUUGGAGUCAUACACUGGAGACCCCAUCAGAGUGGUUGGAGCAGCGGAGGUCCAAGUCCGAUACAAAAAGCAGCGUGCAAAGUUGCCCUUGGUGGUGGUUAAAGGAAAUGGCCCCACUUUACUGGGAAGAGGUUGGCUGGAGGACAUUCACCUUAACUGGCCUGAAAUAAGAAACAGGUUUCAGAAUAGCCAGGUACAUCAGGUAAAAACAAAAAGGGAUGCUCCACAGGAGUUGCAACCAACGCUGCAGGACAUAUUGUGUAAACAUGAAGAAGUGUUUAAGGAGGAGUUAGGUACUUUAAGAGGUACUAAAGCGACCAUUCACGUGGCAGACAAGGCGGUUCCACGUUUUUUUAGGCCCAGAUCUCUUCCCUAUGCUAUGAAGGCAAAGGUGGACGAAGAAUUAGACAGGUUACUGAGGGAAGAAAUAAUAACCCCGGUGAAAUACUCGGAGUGGGCAGCACCUGUCGUCCCCAUCCUGAAACCGACGGGUUCAGUUAGAUUAUGUGGAGAUUAUAAGCUCACGGUGAACACGGUAUCUGCGUUAGAACAAUACCCGAUACCUAGAGUGGAGGAUCUGUUCGCUACCCUUUCGCAUGGUAAGCAGUUCUCCAAGUUAGAUAUGAGUCACGCAUAUCAACAAAUAGUCAUGGACGAAGAUUCAAAGAAGUAUUUGACGGUGAACACACACAGAGGUUUAUUCACUUAUAACAGAUUACCAUUCGGUGUGGCUUCAGCUCCAGCUACAUUCCAAAGAACUAUGGAGAGUUUGUUGAGCGGAGUACCGAUGGUGGCAGUCUAUCUAGAUGACAUUCUAGUUAGUGGAGUAGAUAAAGCUGAUCAUUUGAGGAACUUAGACAGCGUGUUGAAGCGACUGAAGGAGUCAGGACUUCGUUUGAGGAGAAACAAGUGCACAUUGCUUCAGGAUGAAGUGGAGUACUUAGGUUAUCGAGUUGAUGCGCAGGGGCUGCAUCCGGUGGCUAAAAAAGUGAAAGCGAUCCAAGAAGCUCCUGCUCCCACAAAUGUCACCGAGCUUAAGUCGUUUUUGGGGCUGUUAAACUAUUAUCAUAGGUUCCUUCCAAACUUAGCUACAGAGUUAGCCCCAUUACACGUGUUGUUGCGGCAGGAGGUAGGUUGGAAGUGGAAUAGAGAACAAGAAAAAGCUUUCGAGAAGGCCAAGAACAUGUUGAACACAUCAGAUGUGUUAGUACAUUAUUCAGCAGACAGAGAGUUGAUACUGUCAUGUGACGCGUCGCCAUAUGGUAUAGGGGCAGUUUUUUCUCACAUUAUGGAGGAUGGACACGAGAGACCCGUUGGGUUUGUGUCGCGUACGUUACAACCAGCAGAAACGAAAUAUUCUCAACUGGAUAAAGAAGGUUUAGCCGUGAUGUUUGGUGUUGAGAAGUUUCAUAAGUACUUGUACGGACGCACUUUUACUAUUUACACGGAUCAUAAACCAUUAAUCUACCUCUUUGGUGAGAAUAAGCAAAUCCCUCAAAUGGGAUCACCGAGAGUACAGAGGUGGGCGGUUAGACUGAGUGCUUAUCAGUAUAAAAUAGUCUACAAGCCAGGUAAACAACAUGCAAACGAGGACGCGUUAAGCAGACUGCCGGUUCCUGAAAACUCAAAGGGGGAGGAGAGGACUGAGCAAGUGUUAAUGAUGGACAUGUUAGAUGAGUCGUUAGUACAAGCAGAGCAGGUCAAGAGUUGGACAGCUAGAGAUGUAGUUUUGUCCAAAGUCCAUGAGUACGUCUUAUCAGGUUGGCCUGUUGAAGUAGAGUCUGAUCUUAAGCCGUUCUACCAGAGAAAGUUGGAACUCAGUGUCAGAGAUGGAUGUGUUCUCUGGGGAGCCAGAGUUAUCAUUCCUUCUAAAGGUCGAGAGAAAAUGUUGAGGUUGUUACAUCAGACUCAUAGCGGGACGUCUAAAAUGAAAGGUCUAGCUCAGGGGUGCCCAACUAGAUCGUACAUGUGGUGGCCGGGAAUGGACCUAGAUGUGGAAAAAACAGUUCAGGCGUGCCAAGAGUGUCAGGCACAGCAGAAGGCACCCACAGCAGCACCUUUACAUCCUUGGGAGUGGCCAGAGACGCCGUGGGCAAGGAUUCACAUUGAUUAUGCAGGGCCAUUUUUAGGAGAAAUGUUCCUAGUGAUUGUAGAUGCUCAUUCUAAGUGGUUGGAUAUUUAUCCUAUGAAGACGUCGACAUCGCAAGCUACGAUAGAGAAACUACGGAUGAGUUUUAGUGUUUUUGGGUUACCAAAAGUGCUAGUGUCAGACAAUGGGGCAUGUUUCACAAGCUCAGAGUUUGAAACAUUCCUGAAGCAAAAUGGAAUACAGCAUGUGAAAUCAGCGCCGUUUCACCCCUCUUCAAACGGACUCGCAGAAAGGGCAGUUCAGUCAUUCAAAGAAGGGAUGAAAAAGUUGAAAGACGGAACAAUUCAAACGAGAGUGUCAAGGUUCUUGUUUAGUUACAGGAUCACCCCUCAUGCUACGACGGGAUUAGCACCUGCCGAGUUAAUGAUGUCGCGGAGACUGAGGUCUGUGUUGGACUUGGUCGUACCAGACAUAAAAACAAGAGUGCAACAAAAGCAGUUCCGUCAGAAAGUGAAUCACGACAAACACAGAAAACUGCGAAGUUUCGCACAGGGUGAUGAUGUACUCGUCCGGAAUUAUUCGUAUGGACCUAAAUGGAUACCAGGAGUUAUUCAUGACAUUACCAGACCCGUGUCUUAUUCUGUUCGUGUUGGAGGAGGAAAAGUCAUAAAGGGGCAUGUAGAUCAGGUCAGGUCCAGGUUUCCAGUUCCAGUAUCGAGAGAUGAACUAGAGCACGAGAGGGUGUCGUUACCUGAGAUGCGCUCAGUCGUGGAAGGUUCAAGAUCUGCAGAGAUGGCAGAACAACCGAGUUCGGGUGGAAAGGAAACCGAAAAGUCUCCUUUAUCCCAAGACAACCCGAUUCAGGAAGACUUACCUCUGGAACCAGAAGUGAGAUGCUCAACACGAGAGAGACGUUCUCCGGCUCAUCUGAGAGACUAUGUGUGUUAA